Emiliania huxleyi CCMP1516 is the source of this 1164-nucleotide messenger RNA. RefSeq lists its product as hypothetical. The transcript has 2 exons. Gene Ontology annotation, biological process: ribosomal large subunit export from nucleus; endonucleolytic cleavage in ITS1 to separate SSU-rRNA from 5.8S rRNA and LSU-rRNA from tricistronic rRNA transcript (SSU-rRNA, 5.8S rRNA, LSU-rRNA); ribosomal large subunit biogenesis. Bases 1 to 1164 code for a protein of 387 amino acids. The record is from RefSeq and is a predicted model, not a curated record. Gene Ontology annotation, cellular component: nucleolus; preribosome, large subunit precursor; nucleus. NCBI's taxonomy places the organism in Eukaryota, Haptophyta, Isochrysidales, Noelaerhabdaceae. Gene Ontology annotation, molecular function: protein binding.
AUGGCGACCGCCGGCUCCUCUAGUGACGGCCGGCUCGACGUGGCGCAACUCCUGGCGCAGCGUGCGGCGAGCAGCGGGCGGCCGUCCAUCGAGGUGGAAAAGGAGGACGACCUCGAGUACGACCUGGCGCACCUUGCCGCCUUUGACCCUGCGCCGCUCUCUGCUGAGGCGCUCUCGGCGGACGCCGAGGCGCACCUGCUCGAAACGGCGCGCGACAACGCGCAGCUGAUGGCGAACCGGCUGUACGCGAUCCUCGCGUCGCAGGAGAGCAAGGCGGUCAUCCGCCUUCCCCCGCCCACGACGCAGCUGCCGCGCGAGAAGCCGCUGCCAAAGCCGCGGCCGCAGACGCGCUGGGAGAAGUUCGCGGCGGAGAAGGGCAUCGUCAAGAAGAAGCGGUCCAAGAUGGUGUGGGACGAGGCCGCCGGCCAGUGGGCCCCGCGGUACGGCUUUGGCCGCGCCAACAAGCAGGACGACCCGCUCAAGACGUGGCUCGUCCCUGCGAAGCCGGGCGAGGACGGCUCGACCGACCCGUUCGAGGCCGCGGCCGGGAAGCGGGGCGAGGCGCGCGCGAAGCAGAAGCGGCAGGAGGAGCGCAACCGUCUCGAGGCGGCCCACGCCGCCGGCCUCACCUCGCGCGGGAAGGGCGCCGCGGCGGGCGCCGGAGGCUCGCUCGGCUCGUCGAUCUUGGAGAGCAACUCGUCUCUGGACCCCGCGAUCUUCGGCGAUGCCCUGCUGCGCGACAUGGCCAAGCUCUGGAUCCGGACGCUCGACGGGAGGAGCGGCCAGCGCCGCCGGCCUUCGCCAGCACUGCUAGCCGCCGCCCGCCAGUGGCAGACGUCUCAGGAGCAGCAGCGGCGGCGGCGGCAGCAGCAGCAGCAGCAGCAGCAGCAGCGCCGGCCGGCGCCGGACCCGGCCGCUCCGCCGCCUGCGCAUGCCGAGAACCCACGCUGCUGGCACAAGUGCUCGCUCGGCGGGGAGAUCCGAGUGCUCGCUCUCUCUACCGAGGCGGGCUUCGCCGAGGUGCACGCGGCGGCCUGCGCCAAGUUUGGCGUCAGCGAGGACUGGCGACUGCUCUGCCGCGAUGCCGCCGACGCCGCCGACGAGCGCGGGGCUGACCCUCCGCUCAUCACGCUCCUUGCAGCGAACCAAGGGGAUGCCGUCUAG